AUGCCUCCUCAUUCGGACCUUGUGCAGGAAUCAAAGCUCGAGACAAUAUUCUUCCCGACUUACACUGAGCAUACUUUCUACAAAAGAGGGGCUUCGGGGCGCGAAUGGAGAAUACGGGUACAAGAACAAUGGCAGCGAGAACGACGUCUCGGCCAAGGUGCCUACGGCACAGUAUGGCUAGAGACAUGCGACCGGCCGGCGAAGAAGAAUGGGCCUGCAGUUAGAGCAGUCAAAGAGAUACCACUGGACCCUUCAACCUCUGAAGGGAUUGACUAUUAUCAAGAGCUAGAGGCAGUCAUGAAGUUCUCUCAAGAUCGAGUAUAUACUCCAUCUUUUGUCGAAUCCUACGGCUGGUUUCAAGGCCCAGAAGCUAUAUAUAUCGCUAUGGAAUACAUCCCUCAUGGUGACCUCCAGAAACAUCUUUCCCAUCCGAUUCCUGAGGAAGAGGUGAAAAUGAUUACCCGACAGUUAGCGGAGGGUUUAAAUCACAUGCACAAAAAUGGCUUCACGCAUAGAGAUCUAAAACCAGGGAAUAUACUUGUGGUUUCAAGAGGCCCUGACUGGCUUGUACAAAUUUCGGAUUUCGGUAUUAGCAGGCGAUUACGACAGGACCAAGCCACUUUGGGUACCAUUCGCAGGGGGACACUAGGCUUUAUUGCACCAGAGAUGCUUGGUUUCAUACAAGACCGAAGUCAUCCUUAUGCUGUCGAUAUAUGGUCUCUUGGGACUGUGAUCUUCAGGAUGUUGACAAAGAAGCUCUUUUUAACGGACUUCAACCUUCUUCAAAAGUAUGUCACUGGAGGAAGCCCUUUCCCAUCAGGCGAUCUUGAUCUAUGUCGACCAUCCCCCCCGUUGAAGGCCUUUUUGCGCCAGUUAUUAGAGCCAUCGCCGAAAGAAAGACCAACGGCAACCGAAGUUCUCGCUCACGACUGGAUUCGAACCUGCGCUAAUAUUUCGUUGGACCACAAUGGAGCCCAAGAAGCCGCCGGUCAGAACAGUGGCCACUUUUCUCAGAGUCCAAGCAUCGAGCGUCACAGCUUCGAAAGCGAUACUGGCGCCCCAUCAGCGGCGUGGAGCACAGCCAUACUUUCGGAAAAUAUUACCCAGCAUUCACGCAGGGCUACCACGGUGGCAUUGCCAGAUUCAAGACGUGCUAUGCCGCGCGACUCCGGAGUUGCACUCGAGGACCCGCGAAUGCCAAUCCAAGGGAAAGCGAACGAGGUGACAAACCGGACAUCAAGAACCUUGAAACACGAACUUGAGCCUCAUCCGGAGUCCCAGUCUCCGCCACUAACAGCACGCUUUUUUAUUGACGAGAAAGGGACCACUUAUCCAACUCUCGAUGUUUCCGACCGGGCCAGCCACAAUAUUGCAAAUAAAGAUUUUCGACCGAUUACUUUGCAGCCAAAAAAGGCUCAGCGUGAACACUCAAAAGAAACACGGCCUUCAAAUGCAUCGAAUUCUACUUGGAGUCGCUUUUUUGGUAUGCCAUCCAGGAAUAAGAAGGAUUCGCAGCAUAACCAACCAACUAAAGACGAUCGACCAAAACGAACGGCUACAAAGCCAGUGAGGGAUAUUCCCUCGUCUCCCCACGAAGACAGAAAAUCCCCAAAGAUUGAUCUCGCAAAAUCAAAACACGAUGAAAAGCUCCUCUUCGCGGCCCAGUACUUGGAGAUGUCAAGGGGGGCCGGUUUCGCCCGGUCAAGCACAAGUCCCAGCCCAUCACCAGACCCGUUGCCACGGCAACCGAGUCCGCGAGCUCAAAGUCGAAGUCCACAGAGUUCAAGAUAUGGAACUGAGGUGCCUCAGGAUAACGGGCAUGCCGAACCAAAGGAGUCUGGCUUUCGCUCAUCCAAGGAAGAACAAGAAUCAGACAAGGCCCAUCCACCACCGCCGAGCGACCAUAAUGAAAUACAUAGAACGGACAGACAGAAGUGGUGGGCUAGCAGGCAGAGCACUAGCCGACAAAGAGUUACACGGAAAGUUGCUACGCCGAGUGACGCUUUGAAAGCCCAGAUUCCCUUGGGGUAUGACAUUACGUUAUGGGACCCCCAGAAAGAGCCCCUACUAUUUCUGAAAUCAGUAUUUGAUAUGAUCUCAUUUAGCGACUGGCUUGUCGACUGUGUAGUUUACUGUCAACGUGUAGACGAUGAAAUAGUCGAGGGAGAUGCUGAUCGGAUUAUGGAACUUGUGGUAAUUUUAGAGAAACUCGAUAAACGGGCUGGUGAAGCGGAGCUAUAUGCUCAUCGGCUUCCAGGGCGAGACAUUAGAGAAUUGGCCUAUGAUCUAAAUGAGGGCUCCCGCCGGUUAUUCCGGAGAUUUCAGAAUUUGCUCCGUGCAUGGGAAAACACCUUGAUGGAUGAAAGGAGCAAACGAGGUGAAAGAAAGGCCGAUUUUGGCUUUGCCAGUCUUCUGGGCCAAAGCAAGAACUCGGACGAUUUGGAGAGAUUUAUGACUUCAGUUCGCUUGUUCAUCUUGCGGUAUGAUGCUAACUUGGAAGCAUUUUUUGAGAGCUACAGAAACGCCGAAAGGGAUUAG
This is a messenger RNA of Colletotrichum truncatum, 2538 nucleotides long. Its product is annotated as calcium/calmodulin-dependent protein kinase type 1B. Gene Ontology annotation, molecular function: ATP binding; protein serine/threonine kinase activity. NCBI's taxonomy places the organism in Eukaryota, Fungi, Ascomycota, Sordariomycetes, Glomerellales, Glomerellaceae. The record is from RefSeq and is a predicted model, not a curated record. Gene Ontology annotation, cellular component: cytoplasm. Gene Ontology annotation, biological process: peptidyl-serine phosphorylation; regulation of autophagy.